Molecule: messenger RNA, 1923 nt
Organism: Patiria miniata (bat star)
Lineage: Eukaryota; Metazoa; Echinodermata; Asteroidea; Valvatida; Asterinidae
Product: aromatic-L-amino-acid decarboxylase-like
Exons: 12
Coding region: 1-1524 (507 amino acids)
Biological process (GO): amino acid metabolic process
Molecular function (GO): carboxy-lyase activity; pyridoxal phosphate binding
Source: RefSeq, a predicted model, not a curated record
AUGAAUGAGGAUAAGUUUCGACGUGCUGCCGGCGAGGUGGCUGACUUUAUCGUGGACUAUCUGAAGGGCGUCAAGGACCGUCCCGUGCUACCCUCCGUGGAGCCAGGCUACCUGCACAAACUGUUACCUGCGAACGCGCCCCAGCAACCCGAGGCGUGGCAGGACAUCAUGACGGAUAUACAAGACAAGAUCCUGCCGGGGAUGACCCACUGGCAGCAUCCUCAUUUCCACGCCUACUUCCCGACCGGGAGCUCUUACCCCUCGAUGCUGGGCGAGUUUCUAUCUGCCGGCUUGGGCUGCGUCAGUUUCACCUGGCUCACCGGCCCAGCUAUAACGGAACUGGAGACGGUCAUGAUUGACUGGUUGGGGCGCAUGAUGGGUCUACCCAAGGAACUGCUGCCGUACACCGAGGGGGGUAAAGGGGGAGGGGUCAUCCAGACUUCAUCCAGUGAGUGUGUCCUCGUGUGCAUGCUUGCAGCCAGAAACAAAACCAUCACAGCCUUGAAGGAGACACAACCAGACGUGGAGGACUGCAUCUUGGUGUCCAAACUCGUGGCAUAUUUCUCAGAAGAGGCUCAUUCUGCAGUGGAGAAGGCGGCCCGGAUUUGCCUCGUGAAGACACGUGUUUUGUCGACCGACGAAAAGUUUUCUCUGCGUGCCGAGACGCUGCGUGAAGCUGUGGAGAAGGAUAUAGCCAGCGGAUUGAUUCCAUUCUUUGCGUGUGCAACCCUCGGGACAGUAGGCAGUUCAGCAGUUGACGAUAUUGGCGGGAUCGGACGAGUCUGCGCAGAGAAGGACCUAUGGCUUCACGUAGACGGCGCCUACGGUGGUAACGCACUCAUCUGCCCGGAGUACAGAUAUCUACUCAACGGAUUCCAGUGCGUGUCGUCAUUCAACAGCAACCCUGCUAAGUGGAUGCGGAUGGGUGCGGACGGUACGAUCAUGUGGGUGAGAGAUAAGAACUUGUUAAUAGAUGCUCUCUCCAUCGACCGCAUCUACUACCUGGAAGAUGAUGAGGAACAACACAGGAUUGAUUACAGGAACUGGUCCAUCCCCCUGGGUCGGCGGUUUCGAUCACUGAAACUCUGGUUCGUCAUCAGGAUGCACGGCGUAGAGGGUCUACAAUCAGCGAUACGAUCGCACGUGGCCUUGGCCAAGAUGUUCGAGUCUUGGGUGCGUGCGGACGACAGGUUCGAGGUUGUCGGCACUGUGGAGUUCGGCCUCGUGUGCUUCAGGCUCAAGGGGGAGAACACUUUGACAGAAGUCCUGCUGCAACAGAUCAACGAGUCUGGCAAGGCCCACAUGGUUCCCGCCUCUCUCAAAGAGAAAUACGUCAUCCGCUUCACCCCUUCCAACUGGCACUACUCCGAGGAGAUCACCAAGAAAACCUGGGACAUCAUCACAUGCUUCGCCGAGGUCGUGCUUCGCGAAAGCCGGGGAGAUGGGCAGGGAUUGCAGGGGCGAGAGUCGGCAGACUCCGGGGAAGUCUUGGGAAGAGAGGAGGGCGUCCUGGAGACUUCUUAACAUCCAUGAAAAUACUGUCAAACCUGCCACUCUGGCCACCUUGAUAAAGAGGCUACUUGCUCAGUCUGGCCACCAUUGGUUGGACCCGACAACAGUACAUGUAUUAUAUAACCUUUCCACUGUGGCCACCUGCUCAAAGUGGCCACAUUCCACCGGUCCCUUGGGUGGCCAUUGUAGCCAGGUUUGACUGUACAACGGCGAAUCCUGACGAUCGUUGGGAGACAGUAAGAAGGAUCCUUACAUUCCCUCAGCCGAGGACAGGCAGCAGAUUAGCACAAUUAUGUACAUCGUAUAAAAUGUUCUUACCGAUCAUUGCAUCUAUUUUUGAGUAGUGUUUUUAUAUACGAGUUUGUCUUCCUGGCCGUGUUUAAAAAUAUAGUCCAUCAUUUGUAAUUUGUA